CUGCUCAGUGCCUCAGAUUAAUCUCAGAUCUCGAAAAGAAGGAAACAAGGGGAGAGAGAGAAGAGAGAUGAAGGAGGCGACUACGCCGGGGGGCGCCAGCACGGGGGCGAACGACCCGAGGCAGCCGACGACGGCGAGGCCGUACGCGCCGCCGAAGCUGUCCUCGCAGGACCUUCCCGUCGACUAUGCGGGCUUCCUCGCCGUGGUCUUCGGCGUCAUCGGCGUCAUGCUCCGCUACAAGGUGUGCUCGUGGAUCGCGAUCAUCUUCUGCGCGCAGUCGCUGGCGAACAUGAAGAAUUUCGAGAAUGAUCUUAAGCAGCUCUCCAUGGCUUUCAUGUUUGCUGUGAUGGGUUUGGUGACAAACUAUUUCGGGCCUCCUCGUCCAGGCACUACAAAGCCCUAAUCUGGAUGCACAGCAAUCCGCUGUAGAAGUAUGUUGCCCACCGAAGCUAUUGUUGUGUCUGUGCUCGCAUCUCUGAAACCUCGGUUUGAGCACAUAUCAAAUGUACCACCUCAUCAGUUAGGGACCAAGACAUGUAUUAUGAGGCUCAAUAAUUUAUUUGCACGGGUACUUGCUCAUCCAGUUUCGUUAUAUAAGAUAUUCAAGCUUACAUCAGCACAUUGAUCAA
Molecule: messenger RNA, 629 nt
Organism: Brachypodium distachyon (stiff brome)
Lineage: Eukaryota; Viridiplantae; Streptophyta; Magnoliopsida; Poales; Poaceae
Product: protein Asterix
Exons: 3
Coding region: 68-403 (111 amino acids)
Biological process (GO): protein insertion into ER membrane
Cellular component (GO): endoplasmic reticulum membrane
Molecular function (GO): protein folding chaperone
Source: RefSeq, a predicted model, not a curated record